GAGACCUGCAGUGAGGGCAGACCUCAACAACAGCUUAACAACACCAAGUGCUCUCAGCAGGGAACCGUGGACGUCCUCAAGAGGAGGUGUGAUGGGAGGAAAGUGUGUGAACUGAGCGUGACUGACGUCCAAAGUCCUGACCCUUGUGUCGACACCUACAAAUAUCUGGAGACCAGCUACACCUGCUUACCUGCAAGUCACCUGGUCACAUGCGAGCACUCGUUUGCACACCUGCACUGUGGUGAAGGGCAGGCUAUCCUCGUGUACGGGGCUCACUAUGGACGCCACGAUCAGACCACAUGCUCCUACAGACGUCCGGCCUCUCAGGUCCAAGAUGUUUACUGCUCCCGUCCCACCAGCAAAGUCGCUGAGAGCUGCAACGGGAAGAGCAGCUGCACCAUCAGAGCGAGUAACUCGGUGUUUGGAGACCCCUGUGUUGGCACAUACAAAUACCUCGAGGUGGCUUACAUCUGUCAGUAUCUAACAUGCUUUUGGGCCCAAGGUGGUACUAUGGGCCCAGGUGGUCUUAUGGCCCCAGGUGGACCUAUGGGCCCAGGUGGACCUAUGGGCCCAGGUGGACCUAUGGGCCCAUUCCCACUGACCUUCAUGUCCACAGCGAGGGUGAUCACCUGUGACAGCCUUGACAAUGUGCAACGCCUGAGCUGUGAUAAUGGAGUGAUCAUCGUGCAGGCAGCUACGUACGGGCGGACAGAUGCAGAAAUCUGCAGUGAUGGCAUUCCUGCAGAUCAGCUUGCAAAUACACAGUGUUUCCACAUAGACACUCUGAAAGACGUCAAGAGCAGGUGUGAUGGCAAGAAGGUGUGUGAAAUAAGUACAAACUCCUUCCGUACUUCUGAUCCGUGCUCCGGCAUUUACAAAUACUUGGACACCACCUACACCUGCUUCCCAGCAAUCCACAGUGUAACUUGUGACGAUUCGCUGGCAAACCUCCAGUGCGGUGAAGGACAGGUUUUACUCAUCCACGGAGCUGAUUAUGGGCGCCGUGACUCAACCACAUGCUCUUUGAAUCUUCCAGCCUCUCAGCUCCAAAAUGUCCAAUGCUCAAAGCCCAUAAGCAACUUAGCUGACAGCUGUAACGGGAAAAGCAACUGUACUGUCAAAGUGAGCAGCUCUGUGUUUGGAGACCCGUGUUUUGGCACCUACAAGUACCUGGAGAUGGCUUAUAGCUGUCACUUUGGUUUUCCAGAUCACUGA
Neolamprologus brichardi is the source of this 1215-nucleotide messenger RNA. The record is from RefSeq and is a predicted model, not a curated record. NCBI's taxonomy places the organism in Eukaryota, Metazoa, Chordata, Actinopteri, Cichliformes, Cichlidae.